Molecule: messenger RNA, 730 nt
Organism: Anopheles moucheti
Lineage: Eukaryota; Metazoa; Arthropoda; Insecta; Diptera; Culicidae
Gene: NC2beta
Product: protein Dr1
Exons: 2
Coding region: 76-606 (176 amino acids)
Biological process (GO): chromatin remodeling; negative regulation of transcription by RNA polymerase II; positive regulation of transcription by RNA polymerase II
Cellular component (GO): negative cofactor 2 complex
Molecular function (GO): protein heterodimerization activity; TBP-class protein binding; core promoter sequence-specific DNA binding
Source: RefSeq, a predicted model, not a curated record
CAUCUGUUGUUGCAAUUUCAACCUUUAGUUUAGCUACAUUCUGCUGAAGAAGCUGUUUUAAACAGCAGUUAAGCAAUGUCUGAUCCACACGACGAACUUUGUCCACCAAAUCAAGAAGACGAUGAACUAACCUUGCCGCGCGCGAGUAUCAACAAAAUAAUCAAAGAACUGGUUCCCUCAAUCCGAGUGGCAAAUGAAAGUCGUGAGCUAAUACUGAACUGUUGCACGGAAUUCAUUCAUUUAAUCAGUUCGGAAGCGAAUGAAGUGUGCAAUCAGCGGAACAAGAAAACAAUAAAUGCCGAGCACGUAUUGGAGGCCCUCGAUAGACUCGGCUUUAAAGAUUACAAACAAGAAGCGGAGGCAGUUUUGAACGAUUGCAAACAAGUAGCCGCCAAACGUAGACGGCAAAGUACGCGGCUGGAGAAUUUAGGCAUCCCCGAGGAGGAGCUGUUACGACAGCAGCAGGAAUUGUUUGCCAAGGCCCGGGAGGAACAAGCAGCUGCUGAACAGCAGCAGUGGUACAGCGUCCAGACGGCAACACUGCAAAAUGCUGAGCUGUUCCAGAAACAAAUGUCACAAGACGAGGACGACAGUGAUGAAUAUUAAUUUCAAUCGGUAAACCACUACACAUAUGCUGCGCCGUUCUCUUAAUCGAACGGAAAAUGAAAUAAAAAAAAUUAUUGAAAUUUAUGCGACAUAUUAUUAUACAUUCGGCAAGUUAUUAAGUAGA